Nematocida parisii ERTm1 is the source of this 1290-nucleotide messenger RNA. RefSeq lists its product as uncharacterized. The record is from RefSeq and is a predicted model, not a curated record. The coding region runs from base 1 to 1290 and encodes 429 amino acids. The transcript has a single exon. NCBI's taxonomy places the organism in Eukaryota, Fungi, Microsporidia.
AUGGAAAAUAAAAGGCUGCUUUCUGGCCAGAUAAACAUAGCACGUAAGCUGAAGAUUACAAAGCUUGCAGAAGAAGACAUCCAAAUUAUAUUUAUAGAAUCAAAGGAAGAGGACCGGGUUCAUACUGUUCUGCAUGGGGAAAAGGAGGUAGUGAAAUACAUAAGGGAAUUCUUUAACACCUUUAUUAGCAUGUUUCCAUCGCAUAACAAUAAGCUGUCCAUAGAAUCAAGCAAUCAGCAGUCUUUUUAUGCAUUUCUGCAAAACCACAGAGAUACUGGUAUUGACUACAGGCUGCUUGCGUGUCUCUUGCUUAUUUCCGAGGGAGUUAAUGUUCCUCUUGCAGUUAAAAAUAGCAUGGAUAGAGCGGAUAUUGUUUUGUGCAAGGCCAAUAAUACAGAGGAGUUAUUUCGGAUUGACAUAGGGCCAUUUAGCAACGACAACACAGUGAAAAAUAUAAUUCAGUUCUUUAUAAGAAAUAGAACCAACCCAGUUCUACAGAAAGAAAAGUUUGUAGAGCCAACCACAUUGGAAGACUACAGGACCGGGCGGUUUAUGAACAGUCCAAAGUUUCUCAUUGAGGGAUAUAUAAACAUGUACAUAGACACAGUGCCAAAUGCGCACUCUUUUAUUCAAACUGUUCAUGACCUGCUGCAGGAGUGCAUGUCAAGCAAGAAAAAGAAGAGCCCAAACAGUCUGUACAGAGUGGCAGAGUCUGUGUUUGACAGAUAUUUUGAUUCUUUUCCCGAGCUGCCAGCGCAGGAAACAGAAGAGGGGGCUGGCACUAGUACUGGAGCUGGCGCAUGCAUAGAAAAAGAAGAAACGUGCCCGUCUAAAAAUACCGUGCCAUGUGAAGAGGAGGUGAUCAUGGGACUUUUGGAGUAUUCAGAAUUGGUGCAUAUGGAAAAGCAGAAGGGAAAUUUGUAUUUUGAUGCAGAGGUUUACACAAAGUACUUAAAUAAUGGCAUUCCUUACCAAAAAAGUGAAUUGUACUGGCACUGCCUGUAUAAUACAUAUUUGAGCUUGCUGUUUAACCGCGAUAUUGGUAUUGGAGGAAGAAUAGACUAUUUUGUAGAAGCAAUUACACAGGAAGAAAGCGAUGUAAAUUCUGGUAUAAACAGUUUCUUUUUAGACACUUUUAUCCAAGACAGGUCAUCAAAUAUGGCCCAGCUAUUUAUACAGCUUGCAUACUGGAUAGAAAAAAAUAAUCUGGACAAGAACAAUUACAUAGUUCGCUUUUUAGAGAAUGGAUUAAGAACCAUAAACUUUGACGAAAAGGAGGUUGGAUGGUAA